Mizuhopecten yessoensis (Yesso scallop) is the source of this 2198-nucleotide messenger RNA. RefSeq names its product mRNA-capping enzyme-like. Gene Ontology annotation, molecular function: mRNA guanylyltransferase activity; protein tyrosine/serine/threonine phosphatase activity; ATP binding. The coding region runs from base 158 to 1996 and encodes 612 amino acids. The record is from RefSeq and is a predicted model, not a curated record. Gene Ontology annotation, biological process: 7-methylguanosine mRNA capping; protein dephosphorylation. Lineage: Eukaryota; Metazoa; Mollusca; Bivalvia; Pectinida; Pectinidae. The transcript is spliced from 19 exons.
UAUUGACUUCCGGUUGAAAAUGGCUGAAAUCAGAGUUGUCUGAAAACCGUCAUGUUGAAUAUUCAAGCAUUUUUGUGAUAUUCACAUUGUAUGGGUGUCACAAACAGCAGAUAACAAGUCAUGAUGAACCAGUGCAAUAGAAGAUAAAACCCCAAACAUGAACAGGAAUAAGAAGUUUGGUGGCCCUCCACCAAGAUGGGUCAACUGCCCGAGGAAAGGAAUGCUUAUUCAAGGAAAAUUUCUACCGUUUAAGACGAUGCUGGACAGUAAAUAUGACGACGAGAUACCUGAAUACAGCCAAUUCAACCCAGAUCUUCUCUUUGCCUCUUUAAAGAACAUGAAACUGAAGAUGGGCCUUCUGAUAGAUCUGACAAACACUACCAGAUUCUACGAUAAGGAGGUGAUAGAGAAGACUCAUGACUGUAAAUAUAUCAAACUCCAGUGUCGGGGUCAUGGAGAAACACCUGCCAGUGAACAAGUGGAUGCUUUCAAUAAUCUGUGCCACCAUUUUAUCUGCCAGAAACCAUUGGAAAUCAUUGGUGUGCACUGUACCCAUGGCUUCAACAGAACCGGCUUCCUCAUCAGUGCUUACCUGGUGGAAAAACUGUCAUGGAGUAUAGAGGCAGCGAUACACACAUUCUCCCAGUCAAGGCCACCUGGAAUAUAUAAACAGGACUACCUGGAGGAGCUGUUUACUCGUUACGGAGAGAAGGAAGACACGCCCCCUGCCCCCGCCCUUCCUGACUGGUGUGAUGAGUCGGAAGAACAGGAUGAUGAUGGAAAUGCUAUAAAUGGCGAGAAGUCGGCAGAUCAAGGUGGAGGAUAUAAAGGGAGGCGGAGAGAAUUCGUCAAAAAGGAUGCCAAGUUUAUGGAGGGCGUGAACGGGGUGUCUCAGCUCCGUAUACAGCCCAAACUGGCCGAGGUUCAGCGACGCUGCCAGCUCAUGUGUGGCUGGAACAGCACCGGCUUUCCUGGUUCACAGCCUGUUUCCAUGGAUAUCAAGAAUCUUGCAUUUGUCCAGAAGAAACCCUACAAAGUCAGCUGGAAGGCUGAUGGUGCAAGGUACAUGAUGCUGAUUGAUGGCAAGAACGAAGUUUUCAUGUUCGACAGAGACAAUACAGUGUUUCACGUACCAAAUCUAGAGUUUCCGCGCAGAAAGGAUCCAAACGGUAGCAUUAAAGAUACCCUGCUAGACGGGGAGAUGAUACUGGAUAAGAUUGAUGGCAGGACCUUCCCUAGAUAUCUUGUGUAUGAUAUUGUGAGAUUCGAGGGAAACGAGGUCGGAAAAACUAGUUUUAGUACCCGGUUACACUGCAUUGAAAAGGAAAUCAUUGGGCCACGUUACGCAAAAAUGGCUCAAGGAAAAUUAGACAAGAACAAGGAGCCGUUUAGUGUGAGGGCCAAACCUUUCUGGGAUGUUUCCGUGUGCAGAAAGAUAUUAGACGGCCAUUUCUCAAAACAAGUCAGCCAUGAAGUGGAUGGACUAGUCUUCCAGCCUGUACCAGAUCCCUACUGUGCUGGCCGAUGCAUGGAGGUGCUCAAGUGGAAACCACCCGAUCAAAACUCAAUCGACUUCAAACUCAAGAUUGUUAAAGAGAAACGUGAAGGGAUGCUUGCGGAGAACAAGGCCUACCUCUUUGUAUUGGGACUGGAGCCCCCUAUGGCCAUGAUCAGGCAUACCAAGAAAGUUAAGGACCUUGAUGGUAAAAUCAUUGAGUGCUCUUGGGAUGGCAAAGAGUGGCAGUUUAUGAGACAGAGGACUGAUAAAUCUCAUCCCAACAGUUACAACACAGCUAUGGGAGUUUGGCAGAGUAUACAGAAACCAGUGACAAAAGACAUUUUAUUCAGUGCUGUCGAAAACUUACCUAGUCAUUUGACUAAACCAGAGCAAGUGAGAACACGGCCCCCGGGGCCGGAGAAUACGGGUGAGGGAAGCGACAGAGACCUUAUGCCACCUCCCUUCAAACAAUCCAGACAGGAUGAGACUGGUACAUGAAAGUGCUUCUCAUUGAUGUGUCAUAUUUAAAAAACAAUGCAUCAGACUUUGAUGAAGUUUAAUAAGGAUGCCUGUCAUGCGUCAGAAGAUGAAUGCGUGACGCUUCCAUACUGAGACAUGUUGUGAAACUCAUGUGUUGCUAAAAUGAUCUCUAUACAAAAGGAAAAACCCUCGCUGUAUAAAAGAUAUCCGGAAUAUGAUA